AUGGGUCAAAUGGCAACUGCUAUAAGUCGUUUAGAGGCUCAAGUUGGAGGGAAAUUGCCUUCUCAAACCGUGGUGAAUCUAAAGGAAAACGUGAAUGUAGUGACGCUAAGAAGUGGCAAGAAAAUGGAAGAACCAAACCUGAACAUUUCACGUGUAGCAAAGGAAGCAGAAAUUGAUGAUGAAAUUGAGACAGAAGAGGCUACAACUGAAUCAAAGUCAAAGAAAGAGGAGAAGGAUAAAGAAAUUUUGGAGAUGUUUCGCAAGGUAGAAGUGAAUAUACCUCUGUUGGAUGCAAUUAAGCUAAUGCCAAGGUAUGCAAAAUUUCUUAAAGAGCUAUGCACCAAUAAGCAGAAGUUGAACGGUGAUGAGAAGAUAAUAAUGGGAGAAAAUGUGUCAGCAGUUUUCCAAAGAAAACUUCCUCCCAAAUGCAAGGAUCCAGGUCCUAUGAAAGAUACUAGUGUUAUUAUCCAAUUGGCUAAUCGCACUAAUGCAUACCCUGAAAGGGUAGUUGAAGAUGUUCUUGUGCAGGUCAAUGAGUUAGUAUUUCCCACUGAUUUCUACAUUCUGGAUAUGGAUGAUUCUUCUUCUCCUGACCCUGUACCUAUCUUACUGGGAAGACCAUUCCUAAAUAUAGCGCGGACAAAAAUAGAUGUUCAUGAUGGUACCCUCACAAUGGAAUUUGAUAGUGAAGUAAUUCGUUUUAAUAUUUUUGAUGCCAUGAAAUACCCAACUGAUGUUCAGUCUAUUUUUGCUAUUAAUGUUAUUGAUUUUGUUGAUUCCAUAGCACAGGAGAUGUUUGAGCUAAAUAAUGCAGAUGAGUUAGAGGCUCCUACACUGGAGUUGAAGCCAUUAGCGGGCCAUUUGAAGUAUGUGUACUUGGGAGAGAAUGAGACACUGCCGAUAAUUGUGUUGAAGAAGUUAACACCAAUCAAGAAGAGAAACUGGUUCAAAUGUUGCAGGAGCAUAAGGAAGCGAUUGGCUAGACCAUAG
This is a messenger RNA of Pistacia vera, 990 nucleotides long. RefSeq lists its product as uncharacterized. Bases 1 to 990 code for a protein of 329 amino acids. The transcript has 4 exons. Lineage: Eukaryota; Viridiplantae; Streptophyta; Magnoliopsida; Sapindales; Anacardiaceae. The record is from RefSeq and is a predicted model, not a curated record.